Molecule: messenger RNA, 1062 nt
Organism: Hibiscus syriacus
Lineage: Eukaryota; Viridiplantae; Streptophyta; Magnoliopsida; Malvales; Malvaceae
Product: E3 ubiquitin ligase PQT3-like
Exons: 1
Coding region: 1-1062 (353 amino acids)
Biological process (GO): protein ubiquitination; ubiquitin-dependent protein catabolic process; mRNA processing
Cellular component (GO): nucleus
Molecular function (GO): zinc ion binding; nucleic acid binding; ubiquitin protein ligase activity
Source: RefSeq, a predicted model, not a curated record
AUGGCUUUCGUGUAUUACAAGUUUAAGAGCUCCAAACUCCUCCAUGCUUAUCCCAUUAAUGAUCGGUUCAUCUCAGUUCAUGAUUUCAAAGCCGAAAUCAUUGCUUCCAAUCGUUACGGCAACGGCAAGGAUUUCGAUUUGUUGAUCAGCGACGCCGAAAGUGAUCAACAGUUCACCGACGAGUCGGCGUUGAUCCACGCGAAUUCUUCCGUUUCGAUUCGUCGCGUUCCUGGAUUGCCUUCGUUCCCCAUUGUUAUCGGCGAAAGAAAACCCAAGACUCCCAACAAUCCAUCACCUGCUUCGAAAGAUCUUCAAGAAAACGUGGGGUUUGGACUUGAUUUUGAUCCAGUCCCUGAAACCCUAAUCGUUAAUCCAAGAAACACCCAAUGCAAAGAAGACAAAAUCAAUCUUGGGUUUAAGUUUGCAACUGAAAAAGGAUUCAUUAAGGGUUUCGUUGAAAAGAGCCAAAUCCCACCACAGGGAUACGUUUGCUAUCGAUGUAAUGUGACCGGACAUUGCAUUCAACACUGUCCCACCAAUGGCAACCCUAGCUUUGAUUUCAAAAAUGUUAACACGAUUUCGAAGAUGUCUGUCUCGAGUUCAAACAGUUCUGGGAUUUCUUCGAUUUCCAGUAAUGGCACUCCAGUUGAUCAGAAGAUAGCACCCGAAUUGCACUGUCGGUUGUGCGAGAACAUAAUGAAGAAUGCCUCUUUGACAAAGUGUUGUUUCGCUAGUUUCUGUGAUAAGUGUAUAUGGGAACGCGUCGUCUCCGACUCCGAUUGUCUCUGCCGGAGGAAAAUAACGGUCGAUGAUAUUCUGCCAAAUAAGACUCUUAGAGAUACCAUCGAUCGAAUCGUGAAUGCGGAAAGUACAGGUGCUGCCGCCAUGAAAAGGAAGGAUCCACCAGCAGAGAAUGAGACGCAACAACAGAAGAAGGUUGAUGUUGGUGAAGCAGAGUUUACAAGGAAGAGGCAAAGGGUAGCAGACUCAAAUCCAGAGUGGGGGCGAUGGCAAAGAAUGCCACUACUCACACACAAUCAAUGGAGGAGAAGAGGAGCAUAG